UUCGGCAUGGCUCUUCAACGACUUUGCGGUAUGGACAAAUUGCCCUUCAUGAUGAAGAACGACGCAUUCGUUUUAGAAUCUGAGAAAAACGAACUAAGACUAGGGACACACAAUUUAGGUAAUCAUUACGCCUUAUUAGCGCCACCGUUUGAAAAGCCAGCUGAGACUCUACCCAAAAUAUUGGCUAGAAGCCCUGGUGUAUGCAUGGAGUUCAAACAUGGAACCACAACACUGGGCUUCAUAUACCAGGGCGGGAUCAUCCUCUGCGUCGACUCACGCUCUACCAGCGGGGACUUUAUUGGCUCGCAGCACAUGAAGAAAAUAAUUGAGCUCAAUGAUUAUAUGCUGAUCACAAUGGCUGGCGGGGCUGCCGAUUGCACCUACUGGGAUCGAGUGUUGGCUAAAGAGUGUCGUAUGUACGAGCUGCGUUAUGGAAAGCGCAUAACAGUGAUCUCGGCCGCAAACAUGUUGGCCAAUACGAUCCAUCAAUAUAGGGACAUGGGUCUCUCUAUGGGCAUGAUGCUAGCUGGCUUCGAUGGCGAUAUUCCCAAGCUAAUCUACUUGGACUCAGAAGGCUAUCUUGUAGAUCACACGGAGUUUGCGGUGGGAAGUGGCUCCACCCUUGCCCUUGGAUUGUUAGACACUUUCUUCAAGUGGGACAUGACUGAUAGAGAGGCCUAUGAUCUGGCAUGUCGCUCCAUUUGUAACGCAGCGCAUAGGGAUGCCUACUCAGGCGGCAUUGUUCGCCUCUAUCAUGUUACGGCUGAUGGUUGGAAGAACAUAAAUAAUACAGAUUGCUGUGACCUCUUUGAACACUUUGAGAAGAGAAAAGCUGAAAGUAGGGCCAGCAUUGCUGCGGCAUCAGAGUCUCAGUCUGAAACUGGCAGUGAAUUGCCCAUAUCCAUAAUAUCAUAAGACGUCCGCGACUGUUGAUCAAAUAUGCUGUGAAACAGCCAUAUCUAUGAUUAAAUAAAAUUUAAAGUUAAAGUUAA
Molecule: messenger RNA, 992 nt
Organism: Scaptodrosophila lebanonensis
Lineage: Eukaryota; Metazoa; Arthropoda; Insecta; Diptera; Drosophilidae
Product: proteasome subunit beta type-5-like
Exons: 2
Coding region: 7-915 (302 amino acids)
Cellular component (GO): proteasome core complex
Molecular function (GO): threonine-type endopeptidase activity
Source: RefSeq, a predicted model, not a curated record